Oncorhynchus gorbuscha (pink salmon) is the source of this 4457-nucleotide messenger RNA. RefSeq names its product malic enzyme 3, NADP(+)-dependent, mitochondrial (gene me3). Gene Ontology annotation, cellular component: mitochondrion. Bases 293 to 2137 code for a protein of 614 amino acids. Gene Ontology annotation, molecular function: malate dehydrogenase (decarboxylating) (NAD+) activity; malate dehydrogenase (decarboxylating) (NADP+) activity; NAD binding. The transcript is spliced from 15 exons. The record is from RefSeq and is a predicted model, not a curated record. Gene Ontology annotation, biological process: pyruvate metabolic process; malate metabolic process. Lineage: Eukaryota; Metazoa; Chordata; Actinopteri; Salmoniformes; Salmonidae.
CUGAAACAGGACGGAGGAGCGUAAGGGACAUGAAUCACAUUUCGCUUUAUCUGAUUGGACGGUCUUGACGAAAAGGGCGGUUCUUCUGCAGAUUCACUGGGAAGUGAAGUCUCAAUGUCAAAGAAGCUUGUAAUCAGCUGUUUCAGACUAUUCAUCUCAACAUCCAGAUAAAAACAUCAGCGACGGAGAAAAACAGUCGUCUGCCACCAAACCCUAUGAAGAUUGAAGGCUUUUACGGAUAGGAACUCAAGGGCAGCGUCAAACGGUUUUCAGGUAGCGAGCUAAAGGAAAUAUGAACUCCCUACCAGGCAGGAGUGUGUCGCUGUGCAGACACAUGACAGCGGGCGCUAUGAGGGUCCUCGCGGGCACAACGGGCCAUCCUGAUACUGUGGCCCGUGCGACCUGCCUCGAGGCUGUCAGAGUGUGCCACUCGGACUCGAGCCGCAAGGGCAGCGUCAGCACCAAGAAGCGUGGCUAUGACAUCACCAGAAACCCCCACCUGAACAAGGGCAUGGCCUUCACCCUACAGGAGCGUCUGCAGCUGGGCAUCCACGGCCUGCUGCCCCCCGUCUACCUCUCCCAGGACGUCCAGGUGCUCCGUAUCAUGAAGAGCUACGAGGGCCGCAACCCCCUCGACAAGUACAUCUUGCUGAUGACUCUGCAGGACAGGAAUGAGAAGUUGUUUUACCGCCUGCUGACAUCUGAUGUAGAGGAGUUCAUGCCCAUUGUCUAUACCCCCACUGUAGGGCUGGCCUGCCAACAGUACGGACUGGCCUUCAGGAGACCACGAGGUCUCUUCAUCACCAUCCAUGAUAAAGGCCACAUCGCCACCAUGCUCAACUCCUGGCCUGAGGAGAACAUCAAGGCCAUUGUGGUGACGGACGGAGAGCGUAUCCUGGGUCUGGGCGACCUGGGCAGUUACGGCAUGGGCAUCCCAGUGGGUAAACUGGCCCUGUACACGGCCUGCGGAGGAGUGCCACCCCAGCAGUGUCUACCAGUCCUGCUGGACGUAGGCACCGACAACCAGGCACUCCUGGAAGACCCCCUGUACAUCGGCCUGAAGCACAAGAGGAUCAGAGGAAAGGAGUACGAUGACCUCAUCGAUGAGUUUAUGCAGGCAGUUACUGACAAGUAUGGAAUGAACUGCCUGAUCCAGUUUGAGGACUUUGCCAACUCCAACGCCUUCCGCCUCCUCAACAAAUACCGCAACCGUUACUGCACCUUCAACGACGACAUCCAAGGCACAGCCUCAGUAGCAGUAGCUGGGGUCUUGGCUGCUCUGAAGAUCACCAAGAACAAACUGUCAGACCACACCUUUGUGUUCCAGGGGGCUGGGGAGGCUGCACUGGGCAUUGCCCACUUGCUAAUCAUGGCCAUGGCAAAGGAGGGGGUGUCGGCCACGGAAGCCGCAAAGAAGAUCUGGAUGGUCGACUCCAGGGGCCUCAUCGUCAAGGGCAGAGGAAACCUGAACCAUGAGAAGGAGGAGUUUGCCCAUGACCACGCCCACAUCAAGACACUGGAGGAGGUGGUGCAGACCGUCAAGCCCACCGCCCUCAUCGGAGUGGCGGCCAUCGGAGGGGCGUUUACUGAGAAGAUCAUCAAGGACAUGGCGUCCUUCAACGAGAGGCCCAUCAUCUUCGCACUGAGUAACCCCACCAGCAAGGCAGAGUGCACCGCCGAGCAGUGCUACCAACUCACCGAGGGGCGGGGCAUCUUUGCCAGUGGCAGCCCCUUUAAUAAGGUGACCCUGGCUGACGGGCGCUCCUUCAUCCCCGGUCAGGGGAACAACGCCUACGUGUUCCCUGGCGUGGCAUUGGGGGUCAUCGCCUGCGGGGUGCGCCAAAUCUCCGACGACAUCUUCCUCACCACAGCCGAGGCGAUAGCUGACAUGGUAACGGAGGAGCACCUGGCCGAGGGAAGACUCUACCCUCCACUCAACGGCAUCAGAGAAGUGUCCUUUAAGAUCGCUGUCAAGGUGGUUGACUAUGCGUACAGACACAAAAUUGCCUCCCUGUACCCGGAGCCCAAGGACAAGGAGGCAUUUGUGCUCUCCCAUGUCUACAGCCCCGACUAUGACUCCUUCGUCCAGGACACCUACGACUGGCCCAUGGACGCCAUGAAAGUCCAGGACGUGUGAACUCCAUCAGCCACCUCUCUUUCUAUCCCCAAUGUUCGAUCCAUCAGUACAGCACAAGGGAGCUACACAUAUCAGACAUGCGCUGCCGCCUCUCCAGAUUUCGCAUAAUUUCACCAAUCAUCACUCAACAGUCGCGUUCCCCUGCUCAGACGUUGCAUGCAUCAACCAAUGGUUGCAUUCCACGGCAUCGACAGUGCCUUCCAGCACCAGAUUGCUAUAACAUAUGUGGUUAACUCAUACAUAAAAUACCUAUCCAGGCGUUGUAAGAUCUGGCAUGUGUCCUCAACGCCUGGGCAGAGGAAUGCCCCCAAAGCCUUCUGCAGCUAGAACAUCAAGACGACACUCCAUUGCCUCUAGACACUCCCCAGUGCCCAUAGAAUGUAAUACAUAGGAUGCACAUCUGUAGGAGAUUACAAAUGGUUAACCAGCAGAAAUAUAAUUUAAGGGGUAUUUUUCUGAAGGUUCAGUCAUUUAAUUUUAUGUCCCCCUUGACUUUUGUAAUUGCUUUGUUUACCAUAUCGCUAUAUGUGUCCAUAUCAUCAAAUUGCCAGGUUAGUGCCACGACGUUUCAUGUGUAAUUUGAGGGAACCCUAUCUGUUCUAUACAUUCUAUAUUCUAUUUUGAGAUUAUUUAUUUGUGAUUGAUACAGAAUCUGGAGACAGACUGUUCUGUGUCACCAAACCCCUAAUAACACACUCCGUUGAGUAUGUUUGGACUAGCUUUAAUAACUAAUAGGCUAACUUAGGAAGAAAUGGCAUAUUCCCGAAAGGUCUCUGUCAUUGUAGGUUGCAUCUCAAUAGUUUUACCUUGCUUCCUUUGCUUGGAAAAGUGGAUGGGUGAAUCCCAUAUUGCCUUUACCUGUCCAUUGUUUUCAAAUUAGUCUCGAUAAAAGAUGGGAGACAAGCAUAGGAGGAGACCGCCAGUUUUAGACUGUUAAGAUGGACCUCUUGUCCGGACAUAAACGCAAACCCUCAUAGUGCCGGCCUCCGUUUGACCUCUAUCUAUUCUAUCAGAUAUUAUCAAAGAAUAUGUACACGCUGGUUCACACUGCAGUAUCAUUGAUUUUAAAGCACAACUCUAAUAUAUUAUUAACUGACAAUUUAUUACUCCCUGUUGUCACUUCAUACUUUAGGCUACACUCCUGCCAAAGCCUGGGUUACAAGAGGACCAGUUAGAUAACCUAUAUAAUUUAAAAUAGGACACCGUGUUCAUCUUGUAUUUUUAUUCUAGACUUCCCUGUUGAUGCGUGUCAAGAGUUUUAACGAGAUGACUAGCUACAUUUUUAUCCCCGACAUCAUUACCAUUAGGAACUGACUUUUACAUUUGAGUAAUUUAGCAGACACUCUUAUCUCACUUACAACCUGGCGUUGCAAGCGCCGGGCUCUACCAACUGGGCCACAAGGGACUUCAGGUUUGUGCGGUGCCCGACGUUUGUGUACACGAUAGAGGAAGCUUUAAUAAACACUAGUGUACCACUAGCCCAUGCAUAGACGCUAACUACCUUUAGCAUAUAUUCAUGACAGUAACUUCUGGCCGGGGGAGUUUUGUUAAGAGCACCGACGCUUGUUCUGAACGUUAACACAUCGCUUGCGGUAUGAUUUUGGAAACUUAAGGAAAGUAGCUUCCAUAUCGGCAAAAAAAAUGUUUUUCUAAAAACAAAAAGGUUAAAUUACUACACACCUUUUAUAGGGUAGGUGUUCCCACACGGCCAUAUCUCCAUGUUGCAGCGCUUGUUUACAGAAGACCACCUGUGCUUAUUAGCUAUCUAUCGUGCUCGAGCACCUGUGUAAGCAUAACUGGAGAGGAAGUGUAGUUCGUCAACGGUAGGCAUACAGUUGUAUGGAUGUCUGUUCAUCUUUUUUAUUUGGUAAGAUUCUUACUCGCUAAUAUGAAAGAUAGGUUCCAUAUGUUUCCAAAACGGUAUCGCAACGAUGAUGAUUGACAUUUCUAAACAUUAAAACAGAGCGUCGAGUUAUAGUUCACAUGUUCCCACCAAUAAGCAGUGCUUAGCUGAGAAUGCCUUGGGUUCUCGAGAGCAAGAGUAGCGCCUAUAAUAAUUACAUAUGUGAUUGCCUCUUUGGAUAUGCUUAUUUUAAUAAUGGAGGGGUUGCAUCUUUUUUGUGUAGUUUUGUAUAAAGCUUUGCCUGUUUCGGUUUAGGUGUUUUUGCCAAAGGUAAUGACAGACAUGGUAAAUGUUAUAUUUUCUUUCCCCCAGAGAAUAUUAUGCUCUGCUUAGGCGUGAUGCACCACAGAAGGAAUUCUAUUUGGGGUUCAAGGAAAAAUGUAUGUUUUGAAGGGAAUAAAAAAGGCACUAAGUGAA